This is a messenger RNA of Nerophis ophidion (straightnose pipefish), 7588 nucleotides long. RefSeq names its product thyroid hormone receptor interactor 12 (gene trip12). Gene Ontology annotation, molecular function: ubiquitin protein ligase activity; zinc ion binding. The record is from RefSeq and is a predicted model, not a curated record. The transcript is spliced from 42 exons. Gene Ontology annotation, cellular component: nuclear speck. Bases 210 to 6377 code for a protein of 2055 amino acids. NCBI's taxonomy places the organism in Eukaryota, Metazoa, Chordata, Actinopteri, Syngnathiformes, Syngnathidae. Gene Ontology annotation, biological process: proteasome-mediated ubiquitin-dependent protein catabolic process; protein polyubiquitination; DNA damage response.
CUAAACUCGGAAGAAACUAGUCCUCUGCGCGGAGGAAUCGGGCGGAUGCAUAUCCAAGUUGCGGGCCGCUCAGCUGAUGGUAAACUAGCAGCCAAGGCUAGUGGAGAGAAAAGAGGAGCUGGUGCACUGUCUGUUACAACUACAACACUGGAAGAAAUAGUGAAUGGUAGUGUCUAGAAAGGGUAUGUCCCUUCAGGAGAGAGGUGCCAAUGUCCAACCGGCCUAAUUCCAAUCCAGGGGGGUCACUGCGCCGUUCACAGAGGAACACUGCUGCGGCCCAGCCACAAGACCACACAGUCGCAGGAAGGUUGCAGUCAGAGCAGGUAAAACAAAAAGCAAAUUCCCCACCUGAAAGUAGAAGACCUAUUUCUAAGGCUUCCAAAGCCUCAACCAGCUCAGCCACUGGCCAGUCCAGAGGGCACAGCUCAAGAAGAAGUGGACUUGCUCUGUCUGUGGCAUCGUUUGUAUUGCAAGAAGACCCGGAGGCUGCAGGGACAUCAGAACAAGACAGACCGAGCCACCAGUCCAAGAGUGAAGGCACCCGAGGAUUGAAGCGAAGUGAAGCUCCCGACCAAAUUAGCACCUUAGGACCAACACUGACUAAAAAGCCCAAAUCGCAUUCAUUGCCCAGAGAUAAUACCUCAGAGACCAAGAAAGGUCCAGCAAAGAAAAGAUCGCUUCCCUCAGAACCACCUGUGUCGUCCAGUCGAGGACAGAGCAAGAAAAGAGGGGCGGUUGCGGCCUCACCGGUCCAGAAACGGAAGAAAGCGGACUCUCUCCCCGGUCUAAGUAGCGCGGCUGUGCCCCUACCUAAUCGUACAGAGGGCAGAACUGCUAAACCCACCAAGCUGGCGUCAAAAUCAGCCGCCUCAGCCAAAGCUGGGUGUAGCAACGUGACCGACUCCUCCUCUUCUGCAUCAACUUCCUCCUCCUCUUCCACGACAGGCCCAAACAGCUCUACCACGCCAGGCGCCCGCGUCAAACAAGGGAAAGACCAGACUAAGGCACGCCGUUCUCGCUCCGCCUCCAGCCCCUCUCCUCGGCGUAGUACCCUCGACAAAGAGCAGGCUAAAUCCACAAGCUCUUCGAAGUUUGAGUGGGCAACACGCUUCAACCCAAAAGUUAACCUGCCAAAACCCAAACUGUCUCUGCCUGGAUCGUCCAAAAGUGAGACCUCCAAACCAGGGCCUUCAGGACUACAAGCUAAACUCGCAAGUUUGAGAAAAUCCACUAAAAAGCGCAGCGAGUCUCCUCCAGCAGAGCUCCCCAGCUUUCGGCGGAGCACACGUCAGAAGACCACGGGCUCCUGUGCCAGCACCAGUCGGCGGGGCUCAGGCCUGGGCAAGCGUGGGGCAGCUGACGCUCGCCGACAGGAGAAAAUGGCUGACUCCGACAACAACCAGGAUGGGGCUAACUCGUCAGCUGCUCGCACUGAUGAGGCUUCACAGGGCGCUUCGGCUUCAAGCUCUGUUACCGGGGCAGUGGGCAUGACCACCUCUGGCGAGAGCGAGUCUGAUGACUCUGAAAUGGGAAGGCUUCAAGCUUUACUGGAGGCCAGGGGUCUCCCGCCACACCUAUUCGGACCCCUGGGACCCCGCAUGUCACAGUUGUUUCACAGGACCAUAGGCAGUGGUGCCAGCUCCAAGGCUCAGCAGUUACUACAAGGCCUGCAGGCUACAGGUGACGAGUCUCAGCAACUCCAAGCUGCCAUUGAGAUGUGCCAGCUGCUGGUGAUGGGCAAUGAAGAAACCCUCGGUGGAUUCCCUGUCAAAAGUGUGGUGCCUGCUCUGAUUACAUUGUUACAAAUGGAGCAUAACUUCGACAUUAUGAAUCAUGCCUCUCGUGCGCUCACAUAUAUGAUGGAGGCCCUCCCUCGAUCCUCAGCAGUGGUCGUCGAUGCGAUUCCCGUCUUCCUGGAAAAGCUUCAGGUGAUUCAGUUUAUUGACGUAGCAGAGCAGGCACUUACUGCCUUGGAGAUGUUGUCAAGGCGACACAGCAAAGCAAUUUUACAGGCUGGUGGACUUGCUGCCUGCCUACUUUACCUAGAAUUCUUCAGCAUCAAUGCACAGAGGAAUGCCUUGGCCAUAGCAGCCAACUGCUGCCAGAGCAUUACGCCAGAUGAGUUCCACUUUGUUUCUGAUUCUCUGCCACUGCUGACUCAGAGACUUGCACAUCAGGAUAAAAAAUCAGUUGAGAGCACAUGUCUUUGUUUUGCCCGACUCGUGGACAAUUUUCAGCACGAGGAGAAUCUUUUGCAAGAAGUGGCAUCACGAGACCUUUUGACCAACAUUCAGCAGCUGCUGGUAGUGACCCCUCCUAUACUUAGCUCUGGGAUGUUCAUCAUGGUUGUGCGCAUGUUUUCCCUCAUGUGUUCCAACUGCCCCUGCCUGGCAGUGCAGCUCAUGAAACAGAACAUAGCAGAGACGUUGCGCUUCCUCCUGUGUGGUGCAUCCAAUGGCAGCUGCCAGGAACAGAUUGAACUUGUACCACGGAGCCCUCAGGAGCUUUAUGAACUCACCUCCCUUAUAUGUGAGCUGAUGCCCUGCCUGCCCAGAGAGGGCAUCUUUGCAGUUGACCUAAUGCUGAAAAAGGGUAGCGCCCAGACAACUGAAGGAGUGAUAUGGCAAUGGAGGGACGAUAGAGGAAUGUGGCACCCCUACAAUCGCAUUGACAGCCGCAUUAUUGAGACAGCACACCAGAAUGGAGAAGAUGAGAUCAGCUUGUCAACUCUGGGUCGUGUGUAUACAAUUGACUUUAACUCUAUGCAGCAGAUCAAUGAAGACACGGGAACAGCGCGGGGUAUCCAGAGGAAGCCAAAUCCACUUGCAAAUCCCAGCUCCGGGAGUCACCAGGAAGUACGGAGAGAAGAUGCACGUGCCCAGCUAAUGAAGGAGGACCCUGAGCUGGCUAAGUGCUUUAUCAAAACUCUAUUUGGGGUCUUGUAUGAAGUGUACAGCUCCUCUGCUGGACCUGCAGUUAGACACAAGUGCCUUAGAGCCAUCCUCAGGAUCAUCUACUUUGCGGAUGCCGAGCUGCUGAAGGAUGUGCUGAGGAAUCAUGCAGUGUCCAGUCACAUUGCUUCCAUGCUGUCCAGCCAGGACCUGAAAAUUGUAGUAGGUUCUCUGCAGAUGGCUGAGAUUCUCAUGCAGAAGCUACCUGAUGUCUUCAGUGUCUAUUUCAGAAGAGAAGGUGUAAUGCACCAGGUUAAAAACUUGGCUGAAUCGGAGACCUUUCUAGUCACGAGUCCCCCUAAAGCUUGCCCUAGUAGUAGUACCAGUCUGUGUACCACCACCAUCAGCACGACAUCCACCACAUCUGCAAAUAACGCAGCUCCUGACCUGGGUUCACCUAGCUUCCAGCACAGCAUGGAAGACUCACUGGACCUCAGCCCACAAGGAAGGUUAAGUGAUGUCCUGAAGAGAAAACGAUUACCUAAAAGAAGUUCCAGAAGACCCAAAUACUCUCCACCAAGGGAUGAUGAUAAAGUAGACAAUCAGGCUAAAAGCCCCACGAGUACUCAGUCACCCAAAUCAUCCUUCUUGGCCAGUCUAAAUCCAAAAACAUGGGGCAAACUGGGUGCCCAAACCAAUAAUGCCACUGAGCCCUCACGUACAGCGGGCGUGAGUGGCCUGGCAAGGACCCCUCCCAAGGACUCCAUUUCAAAUAACAGAGACAAAAUCAAAGCCUGGAUCAAAGAACAGGCCAACAAGUUUGUGGAGCGGUAUUUCAAUUCUGAAAAUGUGGAUGGCAGCAACCCGGCACUGAAUGUACUUCAGAGACUUUGCAGAGCCACCGAGCAGCUCAAUCUGCAGGUGGACGGUGGUUUGGAGUGUCUAUUAGAGAUCUCCAGUAUCGUGUCAGAAUCGGAUGUGUCCUCGUUUGAGAUUCAACACAGCGGGCUGGUGAAGCAGCUCCUGCUUUACCUAACGUCCAACACAGACCGGGACUUGCUUAGUCGGGAUUUGCGACUAAAGCGGUUUCUUCACGUCUUCACUGGCUGCCCAGUCCCAGGAAUGGAACCUGUAAGUUGUCUGGACCCGACAGAAAAUGCAGCAUUUCUUGGAUUGGUUCACAAAAUUAACAGCUGCCUGAGUCAAAUGGAGCAGUUCCCUGUCAAAGUACACGAUUUCCCCAGUGGGAAUGGCAAUGGAAGCAGGGGCUCCCAGGCACUUAAGUUCUUUAACACGCAUCAGCUUAAGUGUCAGCUGCAGAGACACCCUGACUGCACCAAUGUUAAACAGUGGAAAGGCGGCCCUGUGAAGAUUGACCCUCUGGCCCUGGUGCAGGCCAUUGAGAGAUACCUCGUUGUUAGAGGUUAUGGCCGAAUCAGAGAAGAGGAUGAGGACAGUGAUGAUGAUGGUUCAGAUGAUGAAAUAGACGAAUCACUGGCUGCCCAGUUCCUGAAUUCUGGCAGUGUGCGCCAUCGACUACAGUUCUACAUUGGCGACCAUCUGCUGCCAUACAACAUGACCGUUUACCAGGCUGUACGACAGUACAGUCUUCAGGCAGAAGAAGAAAGGGAGUCCACAGAUGAUGAGGCAAACCCUCUUGGGCGAGCAGGCAUCUGGACCAAAACCCACACAAUAUGGUAUAAGCCAGUGAGGGAGGAUGAGGACGGCAACAAAGACACUGUGGGGGGCAAGAGGGGCAGAGCUCAGACUGCACCCACCAAAACUUCACCUCGUAACGCUAAGAAACAGGAUGAGCUGUGGCAUGAUGGUGUGUGUCCCGGUAUCGCCAAUCCAUUAGAGACGUACCUCUCAUCAGAGCCACCAGAGACCAUAACCUUUGAUGACCCAUCCCUGGAGGUCAACCUGCUGCUUAGGGUCCUGCACGCCAUCAGUAGAUACUGGUUCUACGUGCAUGAUAAUGCCGUGUGUAAGGAAAUCAUUCCCACUAGUGAGUUCAUUAACAGUAAGCUGACAGCCAAAGCCAAUCGCCAGCUUCAAGACCCACUGGUUAUUAUGACAGGGAACAUACCCACUUGGCUUAUUGAGCUUGGAAAGACUUGUCCUUUCUUCUUCCCCUUUGACACCCGGCAGAUGUUGUUCUACGUAACUGCCUUUGACCGUGAUAGAGCCAUGCAGCGCCUACUGGACACAAACCCUGAGAUCAACCAAUCAGAUUCUCAGGACAGCAGAGUUGCACCACGUCUCGAUAGGAAAAAGAGGACAAUAAAUCGAGAUGAACUGCUCAAACAGGCAGAGUCUGUGAUGCAGGACCUUGGAAGUUCACGGGCGAUGUUGGAGAUUCAGUAUGAGAAUGAGGUGGGCACAGGUCUUGGUCCUACUCUGGAGUUCUAUGCUUUGGUGUCUCAGGAGCUCCAGCGGGCAGACCUUGGACUGUGGAGGGGUGAAGAGGUCACGCUGACCAACCCUAAAGGAAGUCAAGAGGGAACGAAGUAUAUGUUCAGUUCAAGAGGACUCUUCGCUGUUCCCUUCGGCAGGACAACCAAACCAGCUCAUAUAGCCAAAAUCAAAAUGAAGUUCCGCUUUUUGGGAAAGCUAAUGGCCAAAGCCAUAAUGGACUUCAGACUGCUGGACCUGCCACUGGGGCUGCCAUUUUAUAAGUGGAUGUUGCGGCACGAGAUGUCUAUAAGCUCCCAUGACCUGGUGAACAUUGAUCCUGGUGUGGCUAAAUCUAUCCAGCACUUGGAGGAUAUCAUUCGCCAGAAAAAGAGGCUGGAACAGGACCGAUCACAGACAAGAGAAACUUUACAGCAGGGGCUGGAGAGCCUGAACAUGAACGGCUGCUCAGUGGAGGACCUCGGGUUGGACUUCACACUCCCGGGAUUCCCUAACAUUGAGCUGAAAAAGGGUGGCAAAGAUGUACCUGUCACGAUAUACAACCUGGAGGAGUAUCUCAGGUUGGUGGUGUACUGGACUCUAAAUGAAGGCGUGUCGAGACAGUUUGAGUCUUUUAGGGAAGGCUUUGAAUCCGUCUUCCCGCUACAUCACCUGCAGUAUUUCUAUCCAGAAGAGCUAGACCAGCUGCUGUGUGGCAGUAAGUCAGAGACGUGGGACGUCAAGACGCUGAUGGAGUGCUGUCGACCGGAUCAUGGCUACACACACGACAGCCGGGCCGUGCGGUUCCUCUUCGAGGUGCUGAGCAGUUUCGACGCCGAGCAGCAGAGACUAUUUCUGCAGUUUGUCACGGGAAGCCCACGACUGCCUGUUGGAGGUUUCCGCAGCCUGAACCCCCCGCUGACAAUUGUGAGGAAGACCUUCGAGUCGACCGAGAACCCCGACGAGUUCCUCCCUUCAGUUAUGACCUGCGUCAACUACCUGAAGCUGCCUGACUACUCCAGCAUAGAGAUCAUGCGAGAGAAACUGUUGACUGCGGCUCGAGAGGGCCAACAGUCGUUCCACCUUUCCUGAUCUUUCACCAUCUCACAUUCAAAUGCCUUCUUCAGCGACUGAUGAAAUCAUGACUUCCUUCUUUUUUUUUUUUUUUUUUGUAAUCACAUCAAGGCUACAUACAUGUACAGCCUUCUUGUUAGAGAAGCAGCUUGCAGAAACUUUAAAUAUAUAUUUGCUGCCCCGACUCUCAAGAAAAACGAUUUAAAAAAAACAACCCCACAAAUAGCAAAAGGUGUUCCAUGACACACAGACAGUUAAAAUGUAAAAGAGAGUAAAACUUAUAUCAGUAGUUGAGUCAUGUUAAAAAAAAAUUAUGAAAACAUUUGGGUGACAUUUUAAAUUGCAUUGCUGUGAUAUUUAAGGAAAAAAAAAAAGAAAAAAAAAGGGAUGACUCCUCUCCAAAGUGGACAAUGUCUGGGUGGGAGAGUAGAGGCGCCAUCAAGCAAGCUCGGUUUACUUUAGCUCCAAAGAUCGUUUGUACAGACAAAUUUGCAGACUUUGCUCAUUCUACACAUUUGCUAGAAUAGCUCUUUUGUUCCCACAGGCGUCUGUCCGCAUUCCCCUCAUUUUGUGUGUGAGUGAGUGAACGCGUCCGACCUCGUUUAACGUUCCCUCCUGUCGCUUCAAGUUGCGUAAUCGAGAAUGUGGGUAGUGAUGAACGCAUAUUCUCAUUUCCACCAACUCUCCCCCUCUUAAGUUGAGAUUGUGUUCUGGCCCCCAGCUUCUAGAGAGCUUCAUCUCGAAAAGAAGCAUUGUUACCAAUGUGUUGAUCUGGUUCAGGUGUGUUGCUCUUAUUUUGACCACGUGAAAACGUCUCUUGGAUUGGUAGGGUUAUCAAGAGCGACCCUCAACACAUAAUGUAGCUGGGCACAAACCUUUGACUGCUCUCAUUUUGUUGUUUCACGGCCAGGCAACAUUUCAAUUUCAUUUAUGGAGUUUAUAUGCAGUUUCAAACCCUCUUUGAGGUGAGAAUGUCUGCUUUUCCUUUUUUUUUUUUUUCCAUUUUCUAUAUGGUCUAUUUCUUUGCUGUAGUUUUUUUUCUUUUCUUUGCACUGCUGGCUUGGAAAAAACAAUAGUGGUGUGCACCUGCAGUCUGUGGCCAGGGGAGGGCGUCACUGUCUGCAUUCCUGGCCCAAUCGUUCAUGUGCUGGUUUCUAAGAUCUGCAAUAAUUUACUGCAUCAGGUUCAUGUUUUUACCUGAACAUAAAUAAAGUAACUGUUUGACUCAA